AUGAUUCACGAUCAAGAACCGAUGGCUGAGAUCAUUUUGCCAAAUGUCAUAACGGCUAUGGCAUCUCAACUACAAAGAGUGUCGGAGAUGAACGACGAUGAGAGCCGUCCGUUCGAAAAACACCAGAGGAUCUCAGCUUUCUCUGCACUGACCAAACCUACCAUAUCGAUCAAAAGCUAUAUGCAGAGGAUCUUUAAGUAUGCAAAUUGUAGCGACUCGUGUUACGUAGUCGCUUAUAUAUAUUUGGAUCGGUUCAUACAAAAACAGCCAUUUCUACCCAUUGAUUCUCGUAAUGUCCAUAGGCUCAUUAUCACCAGCGUCUUGAUCUCUGCCAAGUUCAUGGAUGACUUGUGUUACAAUAAUGCAUAUUAUGCAAAAAUUGGAGGAAUCACCACAGAGGAGAUGAACUUGUUAGAGGUGGACUUCUUAUUUGGAGUAGGGUUCCAAUUGAAUGUGACAUGUUCUGCUUACAACGAGUAUUGUUCUUCACUACAAAGAGAGAUGGUUAUGAGGACGAUGUACUCUCCGCUUUUAGAGCCUUCUUCUUUGGUUAGAAAUUUUCAUAGGAAUCUUCUAAUGCAUUUAUAUGACGAAGAUUCACAAUCGAUCCAUCGUAAUAGUCAAGUCACCACUGCUGUUUGAUACAUUAGUAUAAUGGAUCAUGUUUUGAUAUGUUACAUAUGAAACCUUUUGAAGGUAUAUGUAACAACUUUUUGGGAACUUCAAAUGUAUUCCUGUUCUACAAAUGUAUUUUAAGAAGAUAAAAUCAGAAUCCUUAAUAGUUAUAAUGAAGAAGCAAGCAACAACUGGAGAUAAACACUAAAACUUGUGCUUUUUACUUUUCUACUUGAAUUUUUUUUGCUUGGAGAAAUGGAUUGGGCAGGAGGAUCAUAGAAUGCAAUAAUAUCUUUUAUUCCAAUCUGUUAGUUUAUUCAAUCCAUUUUGUUUUCUUUUCCAUUUCGAAAGCUCAAUGAUUUUCAGUAACAAUGAAGCAAAAAAAA
Molecule: messenger RNA, 1001 nt
Organism: Capsella rubella
Lineage: Eukaryota; Viridiplantae; Streptophyta; Magnoliopsida; Brassicales; Brassicaceae
Product: cyclin-U4-2
Exons: 2
Coding region: 1-642 (213 amino acids)
Biological process (GO): regulation of cyclin-dependent protein serine/threonine kinase activity
Molecular function (GO): protein kinase binding
Source: RefSeq, a predicted model, not a curated record